Messenger RNA from Jaculus jaculus (lesser Egyptian jerboa), 2112 nucleotides. It is a transcript of the gene Trappc2l, whose product is annotated as trafficking protein particle complex subunit 2L. The transcript is spliced from 5 exons. Gene Ontology annotation, cellular component: nucleus; cytoplasm; TRAPP complex. Lineage: Eukaryota; Metazoa; Chordata; Mammalia; Rodentia; Dipodidae. Bases 64 to 483 code for a protein of 139 amino acids. The record is from RefSeq and is a predicted model, not a curated record. Gene Ontology annotation, biological process: endoplasmic reticulum to Golgi vesicle-mediated transport.
CCGGGGCGGAGCGUGGGGCGGGGCCUGGCUGCUGUCACGUGACGCAGAGCGCGUCCUCCCAAUAUGGCGGUGUGCAUUGCGGUGAUCGCUAAAGAGAACUACCCUCUGUACAUCCGUAGUACCCCCACGGAGAAUGAGCUGAAAUUCCAUUACAUGGUGCACACAUCCUUGGACGUGGUAGAUGAGAAAAUCUCUGCCAUGGGGAAGGCGCUGGUGGACCAGAGGGAGCUCUACCUGGGCCUGCUGUACCCGACUGAGGACUACAAGGUAUAUGGCUACGUGACCAACUCCAAGGUGAAGUUUGUCAUGGUGGUAGAUUCCUCCAAUACAGCCCUUCGAGACAAUGAAAUUCGCAGUAUGUUCCGGAAGCUGCAUAACUCCUAUACAGACGUGAUGUGUAACCCUUUCUACAAUCCUGGGGACCGCAUCCAAUCAAGGGCCUUUGAUAACAUGGUGACAUCGAUGAUGAUCCAGGUCUGUUGAGAGUGAGCUCUGCCCUGGUCACUUGAGAAGCAUAUGUGCUUGGAGAUGGUUAUUUAUUCCCCUUCCUCCCCGAGUGUAACCUGCGCAGCUGGUCAGGGCCUUUGGCUCCUAUCUUUCCACUAAAGAUGUCACAAGACAAGAACUGCUUUAUCCUGUGUCAUCAGAGGGCCCAGCUGAGGAUAUGGUUGGGGACCAAGUGCGCACCAGGAAGCAUGCUCCUUGUAGAUUUGAAGGGGCCCUGACUACAGCCGGGACAUGUGGGGGGCGCACCCAAGGCAAGAAGACUCCUGCCUCUGCCUCACUCUGUGCUCUCACCAGGCCUCCGUUACUGGAGUAGGUGGAUGGCCCAGAAGGGUGAGAGGAGCCCAGAGCCAACCUGGAGGGUUGAGGUAAUCCAGGACAAACAGCCACACACUUUUCCCCUUAGACUAGAGUCCUUGUUUUGGACCCACCAUCUUUGGUGGCAUUUGGCCCCAGUGCCUUUGCCCAGCCCCAGCCCCAGGAGCCUGUGAAAUCUGGAAAGCCUCACAGUCCAAAGCGUCUGAUCAGCUGCUGUGCUUUCCAAGUGCCGAACAUGUGGACUUCAGGAGUCCUUUCCUAUCUGCCAGUGUGCACAGAGGUCGGCCUGGUCCCCUUGCCGCUUCCAACCUUUGCAUCUCUGUGGAUGAGCCAGGCUCCCGCACAUAACCAUCCUGUGACCUGUUAGAGAUGGCAGCUGCUGGCUUCCCCAUGCCACUAGACACCAUGGCCAAGUGAUGACAGAAAUAUGAGGGACCCCCCCCAGGGGGCUGAGCUCCCCCGUGGGUGUCCCUGCUCCAUGCUAUCUUCAGAGCCUCUUCCUGAGACAGCAGUGAGGGUGCUUUCUCCUGCAGUGUCUCCUCCUUGCCCUGGCAGGCCAUCUGUGUGGGCCAGCUGGAGUAGGAGGAGAAGUGAGCCAAUUUCUGCAUAUUUGGACUCCUCUCCAGUAGACACAGGGUUAAUUUUUUUUAAAACUCUGUAAGAAGAGUCUGGGCCUCCCACCCAGGUGCGUAGGUGGAUGGAGCAGGGUUGAGAAGUUUAGCAGGCAGCUGGCUGUGACCCAGUUGGAGCCCAGGCUCCCAGUAAAGGCUUGAGCAGGAGGAUGUGUUUGACAAGUGGAGGGCUAUCAGUGAAGUAGAAUCAAGAUCUUGAGCUUUAGGGAGAGGUCUCCCUCCCUGGGUGGGCAGUGGACUGGCUAUGGUGGGGAUUGCAUCUUGUCACCCAGCAUCCCUUCUCCCCUUCUUCCUCAUGGAACCCCAGAAAUAUUGGAGUCACUUGGCUUCAUGACUUUUGCUUUCCUCCCUGGCAUGCCAGGGUGGGUAGUUAAGGCAUGUAAGGGAGUGGUGUUGGAAGAGACCUGCAGGAAAAAUCCUUUAAAAGGGGUUCAGAUGAUAUAUGGGGAACUCAAGACCUUUUACUUUCUUCCUACCUGGAACUUGGAUGUGGCAUUUGUAGCUCGGACAGUCCUCUUGGGAAUGUGAAUAUUAAUUCAUACAGUGAGAAUGGAACAGAAAGCCAGGAGCCCAGGCCUGUGAUGAUGGGUUAGCCUUAGACUGCGUACAUUUAACUUUCUGUACAUGAGGCAAUAAAACAUACCCUUUUCUUGUGUAA